UCUUGUAUCGUGAUUUUGCAUUUGCGUUGUGAUUUAACUUUGUUUUCUAUUUUUGGCUUUUAUAAUGGGGAGAGUUUUGCAUCAAAUUUUCUUAUUUGAUCUUUUAAAUCAUUAUUUCGAUGAUUUCCAGAACUGACAAACUUUAACUAACCUUCCGUUCGACACCUUUUUAAAUUGAAGUAAUGGACUAUCUCUAUUAAUGCUAAAUGUGAAAGUUGUCUUAUCUAUCUUUAUAAAUUGAUAUUUUCGGCUGUGAAGUCCCAUGUUGUUGUUGCAGUGGAGCGAACGUUUUGUGUAUCUUGAUUGUCUAAUUAUUAGUUUUAUGAUGGUUCCCUAUGUGUGUUAACUAACUAUGUCAGUACUCUUGCUCACAAAUUGAGUAUUAACUCGGUUUGGUAUGAGUGAGUGGUUUUGAUUUAUUUAUUAUUUUUUUUUUGGGUGAUGGAACUGCUACUUGUGUGGAUAUUGAGGAAGAUGGGCGAAUAUUGUAGUAGAAAAAAGGAGAUCGUACCUGCAUAUUUUUUAUAGUCUUUGAACUGGAAGGCCCUGGCAUCAGCCGGGCCUAGUUCAUUCAUCAGCUGACCCUGGCAAGAUUUUGCUCCAAAGGAUGGUUUUAGAGUCUAUUAUUAUGGCUAGAUGUAUUGACUGUUGGGGGUCCUUUAAUUUCGUUAAAAAUUUUGAUCAUUUGUUUCAUGAUGCAUAGACUGGGAAUGGGCAUUUCAGAUUCUUCUCCGUUCUUACUAUAUCAUGAUUGCCAUUGUUUCCAUUUGAAUGGACAGCUCGAAUGGAGAGGUGCUAUGCAUAAGGAAAUUAGUCAUUUCAACUGGAUAUCCUAGUCUUCUAAUUAGCGUUUUCUCUGUUAUUUCUGUGCUUCUUAGAGGGAGCAAAACAUAUUCUUCUGAUGUCCCAAGAUAUGUCUGGUGCUGACUUACACCAGAAGAGACAGAGACUAUUGAAAGACCAAGUCAGGCUUGCUAGGAGAAAGGACUGUGAUCGCUAUGAGAUUGUUCCAAUUCAACAGACUUAUACUUUUGAGAAAGGGUUCUUUUUAUUUAUACGAGCAUGCCAAUUGCUAGCGCAAAACAAUGAUGGAAUAAUACUAGUAGGUUUAGCAGGCCCUUCUGGGGCUGGGAAGACUGUUUUCACAGAGAAGGUACUCAACUUCAUGCCCAGUGUUGCUGUCAUAUCAAUGGACAACUACAAUGAUGCUAGCCGAAUUGUUGAUGGCAAUUUUGAUGAUCCACGGCUAACUGAUUAUGACACAUUGCUUAAGAAUGUACAAGAUUUGAGGGAAGGAAAAUCAGCUGAAGUUCCAAUCUAUGAUUUCAAGUCUAGCACUCGUAUUGGGUACAGGACGGUUGAAGUCCCGACUUCUCGUAUAGUGAUUAUUGAGGGGAUUUAUGCUUUAAGUGAAAAACUGCGACCUAUGCUAGACCUGCGAGUAUCAGUUACAGGGGGAGUUCAUUUUGACCUUGUAAAACGGGUUCUACGGGACAUCCAACGUGCUGGCCAAGCACCAGAAGAAAUUAUCCAGCAGAUAUCUGAAACGGUAUAUCCAAUGUACAAAGCUUUUAUUGAGCCAGAUCUUCAAACCGCACAUAUAAAAAUCAUAAACAAAUUCAAUCCCUUCUCUGGAUUCCAGAGUCCUACUUAUAUAUUAAAGUCAGCAAGGAAGGUGACGGUGGAUCAGAUCAAGGCUGUUCUCUCUGAAGAUCAUACAGAGACAACAGAGCAGACUUACGAUAUCUAUCUUCUCCCACCGGGUGAAGAUCCCGAAUCUUGCCAGUCAUACCUCAGAAUGAGGAAUAAAGAUGGAAAAUAUAAUCUUAUGUUUGAGGAAUGGGUAACAGAUGCUCCAUUUGUCAUAUCACCAAGGAUCACUUUUGAAGUCAGUGUACGGCUUCUUGGUGGGUUGAUGGCCCUGGGAUAUACAAUAGCGACCAUACUUAAAAGAAGCAGUCAUGUAUUCGUUGAUGACAGAGUGUGUGUGAAAGUUGAUUGGCUAGAACAACUAAAUCGUCAAUAUAUUCAGGUACAAGGAAGAGAUCGCGUGGCUGUCAGAAUUGUUGCAGAACAGCUAGGUUUGGAAGGCUCAUAUGUUCCACGUACCUAUAUAGAACAAAUUCAGCUGGAAAAGCUUGUAGAUGAGGUUAUGGCUUUACCAGAUGAUCUGAAGACAAAGCUCAGCCUGGGUGAGGAUUUAGUCUCAAGCCCCAAAGAAGCUCUUCUGCGAGCCUCUGCUGAUAGGGUUGCCAUGAGAAAUAAGAACCUCAAAAGUGGUAUGUCACAUUCAUAUUCCAGUCAAAUGGAUAAGAACUUGGCCAAGCUUUCUGUUCUUUCUGCAAACAACCAGAGGUAUGAUGAGAGAAAUCCAGAUUCACAAGCAAUGGUAGCAAAUCAGGGAAUCCUCGCUCAGCUUUCAGAACAGAUUUCCUCUCUAAAUGACAGAAUGGAUGAGUUCACAACCCGUAUAGAAGAGCUAAAUUCCAAGUUCAAUAUCAAUAAAAAUUCUCAUAGCCAACAAAACUUGGCUCUGCAAGCUGAAGCGUGUAAUGGCUCUGCUCCAACUUCUUACUUCAUCUCCGGUUUAACAAAUGGUUCCUUAACUGGAACCAAACUACCUAAUUCUUCAUCUUUCUCCCAGUUGGCUAAGGAGUCACCUUUCAUUGAAGAGAUAUCUAGCAUUACACGGGGACAACGUCAAGUCAUGCAUCAAUUAGAUACUUUAAGUAAUCUUCUUCGAGACAGUGUAGGGGAGAGAUCUCGACAAGCAAGGACAAGCAGGAGAAGCAUGAUCAUGGAUUCUGAAAUCACGAGAGCUGCUCUCAUUAUGUCAAUUGGUGUUAUCGGAUUCAGUUUGUUGAGGAGGAUUUUCUAGUCGAAAAUCGGUUACAGUAGAUUUACAUUUUUGUUUCUUUCUUUAGACCUUCAGAAUUUUGGAUAUUUUCUCUUUAGGGUCCCAUUAGUUUUCUGUUAUGUUACCCUUCUGCACGGCCAAAAUCAAAUGGAUGAUCCUUGAGUUAUUUUGUUUGUAGGUGUUGGAGGCAAAUUGCCUUCCCAGUAAGAAGGGUAAUUUUUCUUUUUUAAUGGGAGCCUUGUUAGCUUUUAUAUAUAUAAAGAGUUUUCAAAUGAGUAAAAAUCAACAGAUUACAAUCAA
Molecule: messenger RNA, 3157 nt
Organism: Jatropha curcas
Lineage: Eukaryota; Viridiplantae; Streptophyta; Magnoliopsida; Malpighiales; Euphorbiaceae
Product: Phosphoribulokinase / Uridine kinase family
Molecular function (GO): ATP binding; kinase activity
Source: RefSeq, a predicted model, not a curated record